Messenger RNA from Spodoptera litura, 1885 nucleotides. RefSeq names its product trimeric intracellular cation channel type 1B.1. Gene Ontology annotation, cellular component: membrane. Gene Ontology annotation, molecular function: identical protein binding; potassium channel activity. The record is from RefSeq and is a predicted model, not a curated record. Lineage: Eukaryota; Metazoa; Arthropoda; Insecta; Lepidoptera; Noctuidae. Gene Ontology annotation, biological process: potassium ion transmembrane transport.
ACGGGCUCGCCGCAUCCCAGUCUCGCGGCUACUUCGCCCGCGGUAAGUCGCGGACGCGCGUCACCGUGUCACUCUAUUGUCGGUGUUUAGUUGUGCAAAUAAUUGACUGUUCUAACGUGAAAUAAACUAAAAUCUAACACCAUGGAUCCCGAGGCCUUCUUGGACCUGGCCAACCAGGUCAUUAAACUAAAAAUGUACCCAUAUUUCGACAUAGCACAUUCUUUAUUAUGCGCUCUUGCAGUCAGAGAGGAUUUAGGAUCUGGUGCACAGGCGUUUUCCCGCAAACAUCCCCUGUCAUGCUGGCUGUCCACAAUGCUGGUCAUCUUCGCGGGCGGCAUGGUGGUCAACGGCCUGCUCGGGGAACCGAUGCUAGCCCCACUUAAGAACACACCGCAGCUUAUUAUUGGAACUGUCACAUGGUACCUCGUUUUCUACACACCAUUCGAUGUGGGAUAUAAAGUGGCAAAGUUCCUACCAGUGAAGGUAGUUGCUUCAGCCAUGAAAGAGAUUUACCGCGCCAAGAAAGUCUAUGAUGGAGUCAGCCACGCCGCGAAACUGUACCCUAACGCCUAUGUCAUAAUGAUCAUUGUUGGUACCCUAAAGGGCAACGGAGCAGGUUUCACCAAGCUGGUGGAGCGACUGAUCCGCGGUGCCUGGACACCCACUGCCAUGGAGACCAUGCAGCCUAGCUUCUACACGAAGGCCUCUCUGGUUGCGUCCAUUAUUUUCGUGCUAGACAAGAAGACUGACCUCAUUUCUGCCCCGCACGCUCUCGUGUACUUCGGCAUCGUGAUAUUCUUCGUAUACUUUAAGCUGUCAUCAAUUCUCUUGGGCAUCCACGAUCCCUUCGUGCCCUUUGAGAACUUGUUCUGCGCGCUGUUCCUCGGAGGCAUCUGGGACUCACUGGCCAAGCUGCUGGGCAAGGGACAGCCCAAGGAGGAAACCAAAGACGCUAAGAAAACUAAUUAGCCAAAUUAAUAGGUCGCAUUUUAUAAUCUGCAACAUUUGCGCUACGUAAUCAACUGACACCGACAAUACAAAAUGCGACGGCUUAUUGAUAAGCAUAAAGAAAAGGACACGACAAAAAGGAAAAACAAAAAAAAAUUGUAAAACCCUUAAAUCCUAAAAAAAUGGCACAACGACCAAAGUUUGAUUUCAUUAGAUUUAAGAACCACUAGUCGUAAUGAAGUUUAUAAAUGUUUUUGUUACCUUUUAUGUGGAAUGCGUUUUACGUUAAUUUAGAGUGGGUGUAGAAAUACCUUAUAUUUUAGUUACUGUUCCUACAUGCAACUAUUUGCCAAAAAUUGUGAUACAUUUAGUAUUAUCCACCUUUUCGUAUCGAUUAUGCUAAAAACUUGCCAUAAUAAUUGUUAUUUUACCUACAAAUUAUAAGAAUGUAAGCAUAAUAAAUAUAUCUACCUAAUUAUUAUUUUGUUCAAUGCUUGCUACACUACAAUAAAUAUUAGUUUCCUUGAGUGAAAAAAAGUAUCGAGCAUUGUAAUUUUAAUUCUAUUUUUAGUUCACGAAACGAAAAUCGACUAAGCCGACUUCCUUUACCAAAUACACCGGAAGAUUUCCAAUAUGGCUGCCUUCCACCGUCCCGCGUAAAUAAAAAAUAUCAAUAAAAUUAAAUCUUUCUGAUUCGCCAUGCGAUGAAGAGCGUUUUUUUUAUAAAAUACGUUAUCAUAUCAAAGUAAAUGCAUUAUUUAUUAGGUUAAAUGAAAUUGUGAUUAUUGUAAGAAAGAUCUGACCGAGUUGCGGGGUGCAAGCAACGAGGAUCACAUCUUUCAACAAGUUAAGUUAAACUUUCAUGACACUAAAGCUAUUCUAUUCAUUGAUACUUGGGUAUGCUAAAGGAAGCAAUAAAUUGUUUUUAUUAUAAAAA